CACUGGACACCGACUUCCAAAAUACCAUAGUUACUGGCCUACCGCAUGCCCUCUAAUAACACACACCUUGUUUUUGGAAGACAAAAUAAAGGGGAGGGGAAGACAUUUCCUGGUACGGACCAUUCAGAAUCAGUCUACCUGUCCCAGAGAUGGGGUUGAAAAAUGAGCAGGAGUUUCCGAGCACCAUAGGAGCACCUGGGGUGCCUGGUUGUCACGGGCCACAAUCGCUGUUGACAAUUUAUGGCCGCAAUAAGAGUAAUUCUCCACAUCCCAAGGUCACUGCCACCUGAUAGCAAUGCUUGGAAGUCAUUAGCCGCAUGGGCAUGGCACGGCACGGCACGGUGGUGCCAGGAGCCAUGCAUGUCACCGAAGGGCGAGGGGCCAGCGCCCCCCGCCAAAGCUGGGCAGAGCAGCGUGGGUGCCAGCGAAGGUGGUGGGCAGCAGAGCAAGUGGCUGCCGCCCAAAUCUCUGCCAUGCCACCCACAGCUCCUGCAUGGGGCGCGGGGGCCCUGGGCCAGACCUCGGGAGGUGGGGAGCUCCCCCCCCAGAGAGGUGGGCAGGACAAGCUGUGUCUCACCUGGACUGGGCAGUGCCCGCUCCCCGGGGCAGCACCGAGCCUGGCUGAGGCAUGAACAGUUGCUUUAUAGCCCCCGGCAGGUUACUGAUUUACCCUGACAAGACACACGCCUGCAUCACCCGGGGAGACCCUUGCCCGGCACAUCGGGGCACGGCCCAGUCCUCGGCGCUUCACUAGGACAGGCAGAGACGUCUCAGGGGUGCCAGGCACGAUGUUGCGGGGCUGCCUGCUCCUGUCCUGCCUCGUGCUCGGGUCGGCGCAGCCAUUCCUGGACAGAGCUAAGAGCAUCAUGAAAGACACGCUGGUGAUUGACGGGCACAACGACCUGCCCUGGCAGCUGCUGCGGAAGUUCAACAACCAGCUGGCCAUGGCGGAGGCCAACCUCACGCUGCUCGAGGGCACCCACACCAGCAUCCCCAAGCUGCGCAGCGGGCAUGUUGGGGGGCAGUUCUGGGCAGCCUACGUGCCCUGCGACACGCAGAACAAGGACGCAGUGAGGCGCACGCUGGAGCAGAUCGACGUCAUCCACCGCAUGUGCCUCCUGUACCCCCAGGACUUCACCUGCGUCAGCAGCAGUGCAGACGUUCGGCAGGCCUGGCAGGCAGGGCGGGUGGCCAGCCUCAUCGGCAUCGAGGGUGGGCACUCCAUAGACAGCAGCCUGGGCGCCCUGCGCAUGUUCUACCGCCUGGGCGUGCGCUACAUGACGCUGACCCACAGCUGCAACACGCCCUGGGUGGACAACUGGCUGGUGGACACGGAGCAGGAGCAGGCGGUGCACAACGGGCUGUCGGUGUUCGGGAAGCGCGUGGUCCUGGAGAUGAACCGGCUGGGCAUGAUAGUGGACCUGGCCCACGUGUCAGUGAAGACCAUGACAGAUGUCCUGGAGAUCUCCCAGGCUCCGGUCAUCUUCAGCCACUCGUCGGCCUACGCGCUCUGUCCGCACCGGCGCAACGUGCCCGACGAUGUUCUCCGCGUGGUGGGCCAGAAGCGUGGUCUGGUGAUGGUGAACUUCUACAAUGACUACGUGUCCUGCAACCAGAACGCCAACCUCUCCCAGGUCGCAGAUCACCUGGAUUACGUGAAGAAGAUUUCAGGUUACCAGGCCGUCGGCUUCGGCGGGGACUACGACGGGGUCCCCAGGGUGCCGCAGGGCCUGGAGGACGUGUCCAAAUACCCGGAGCUGGUGGCCGAGCUGCUGCGGCGGAACUGGAACGAGACGGAGGUGCGAGCCGCCCUGGCCGAGAACCUGCUGCGGGUCUUCAAGGAGGUGGAGGACACGGGGACCAGGCUGUCGAAGGAGAUGCUGCCUGCCGAAAUACCCAUCACGUUCGAGGAGCUGGGCGGGGAGUGCAGGACCCGCUACGGCUACCCCGGCAGCGCCAGCGUGCCCGGACUCCUGCCUGCCACCCUCGCUGUCCCGCUCCUCCGCGCCCUGCUCCAGUAGGAUCCAGGGUCCAGCGCCCUCCGCCCCACCGCAGCCAGGCCGCGGCCCCUGGGCCGCCACCACCUGCAGGGGACGUGGCUGGCUGCCGGCUGCCCCCCCGGGCCGGGCCCAGCAGAGGAGCAGGGCGGGGGCAUUUCCAUUGCCAUGACCCACGGUAACAGGCUGUGCCAUGGCCUCUGCUCGCAGCCGCUCCUUCCUCCCACAGCCCCGGGUGCUCAGCCAACAGCCCGGCUGCUGCCUGCCCACCCAUCCAGAGCACGGCGUUGCUGCCAAUAAACCCCUGUGCCCCCCUGCAGACUGCCUGUUCAUUUGGGGGGGACU
This is a messenger RNA of Gavialis gangeticus (Gharial), 2342 nucleotides long. It is a transcript of the gene DPEP1, whose product is annotated as dipeptidase 1 (renal). Lineage: Eukaryota; Metazoa; Chordata; Crocodylia; Gavialidae. The transcript has 10 exons. Gene Ontology annotation, molecular function: metallodipeptidase activity. Gene Ontology annotation, biological process: proteolysis. The record is from RefSeq and is a predicted model, not a curated record. Bases 789 to 2021 code for a protein of 410 amino acids.